Messenger RNA from Spinacia oleracea (spinach), 2122 nucleotides. RefSeq names its product rho GDP-dissociation inhibitor 1. Gene Ontology annotation, biological process: Rho protein signal transduction. Gene Ontology annotation, molecular function: protein binding; Rho GDP-dissociation inhibitor activity. The transcript has 5 exons. Lineage: Eukaryota; Viridiplantae; Streptophyta; Magnoliopsida; Caryophyllales; Amaranthaceae. The coding region runs from base 89 to 739 and encodes 216 amino acids. The record is from RefSeq and is a predicted model, not a curated record. Gene Ontology annotation, cellular component: cytosol; membrane; cytoplasm.
ACUAACUUUUUUUUUGUCUCUUUCUUCAAAUCCCUUCCCCUUUCUUACUUUUGAAAAAUCCUAGAGAGAGAAAGCUACUGAGUCAAAAAUGGCGGAUGGGAAGAAGAGAGAAGAAGCAGGUUCAUCUUCAAUUUCUGGGGUUGAACACAAAUUUAAGAAUGAAGAAGAUGAAGCUGAAGAAUCGACAGUUGAUGGGUGUUUUGCUAAGUUUGUUCCUCCCCCUCUUGUUCCUCUCCAACACCAUCUUGAAAAAGACAAGGAUGAUGAGAGCUUAAGGAGGUGGAAAGAGAAGCUACUAGGUCGUGUUGAAGGAGACUUAAAUGGCCAAGUGGAACCUGAAGUUACAUUUCACUCCAUAGGAGUUAUGUCCCAUGACCUUGGAGAAAAUAAUACUCGUUUGCCUCUGGAUGAAAGCCAAAGCAGCAAAGUUCUGUUUUCACUCAAAGAGGACUCUCAGUAUCGUUUUAAGCUCGCAUUCACUGUCAAGUACAAUAUUGUCUCUGGUCUCACCUACUCUAACACCGUAUGGAGAGCAGGAGUUCAAGUGGAUCAAAGUGAAGGAAUGCUAGGCACCUUUGCUCCUCAACCGCUACCCUAUAUACACCUCCUAGAUGAGGAGACUACCCCAUCUGGUGCUCUAGCAAGAGGAGUUUACUCGGCAAAGCUCAGGUUCGUGGAUGAUGACAAGAAAUGUCACAUGGAGCUAAGUUACACAUUUGAAAUUACAAAGAGAAGUUAGUUCAUUCUUCUUUGGGUCUCACUGCACAUGAUUUCUGUUACGUUUCUUUCUUCAUCGUGUGUAUAACAGGUAUUUUUCAGAAUGCUGCAAUGGAGUCGUUGUAGACUUGUAGUUUCGUUGUUUAGGACAAUACCUGGGUCAGGUGAAUCUUAAACUGACAAAUUGGGAAUUAUCAGCUCAAAAUUUUCGAUGAACUUUAUGAUUAAUAUAGUUUUACUAGAUAUUUACAAAGUAAAUUCUCUUGAUGCCAUGUACAUCUUACAAAUCCCAUAUUACAAAAAUAGAAGUAGACGAAGUUGUUUUCAAAAAAUGAAACUCAAAAGGUAGUUGUUGACAAAAAAAAAGUCCGUUAAAAUAAACAGAUGAAGUCUGAAGUGUCAACUACGUUAGCUAGGAAUUAGGAUGCUACAUAGACAUUCUCCUUGUUGUAUUGGGGUUAUAGUGCAUGGUGGGAUCUUGUAAUCUCAUAACUUGUUGAGCACAAAGAGAAAUAUUGCUAAUCCCAUGGAAGUCUUUGUUGGAGUGUUGUUGUUUUCAUUGGCCUUGGUGAAGGUGCCCAUCUUCAGAGUUCAGAGGGCUGGUGACAAUGGUUGCCCUCACAUUAUCGCGAGCGGCGAAAAGCCUUGCCAUAUCCAGGGCUGGAAUCAUGUGGACAUGAGCCAUCAAGGAAGGCAACCCUUCGUUUACCAACUAACUGUACUAGCGACUUCAACUCAUGUGCCCCAAAUUCCCAACUCCACUCCACUCUUUCCCUCUCUCCUCCUUGUUUCACCCUUUCUCUCUCCUCCAUAUUUCAUUACUUCCUCCGUCCCGAAAUACUUGACCUGUUUUCCUUAUCGGGUCGUCCCUUAAUACUUGACAUGUUUCUAAAAAUGGAAAUAUUCUAACAAUAUUAUAUUAUUUCUCACUCCACCCCUAUUAACUCACCUACCUCCUACUCCAUACAAAAAAUAAUUAAAAAUCCAACCCCUACUGUCCCCCAACCCCACCUCUUAACACACCUCCCACUAACUACAUUAAAAUAAUACCCCACUAUCAACUACUACCUAUUAAAUUAAAUAAGUCAAUUCAAGUCCCUUAAACUCUGUGCCGGUUAAACCGGGUCGAGUAUUCCGGGACGGAGGGAGUAGAAAUUAAAAAGAACCGUAAGAUUGCAUAUCCCUUUUCUCUCUCCUUCAUAUUUUACCCAAAUAAAACCCCACAUAUUCUUUCUCUUUCCUCCAUUUUUAAUUAGCAGAUCUUGAAGAAGAAGAAGAAGAAGAAGAAGAAGCAAGAAUAGCUAUUGUAAUUACGAAAUUGAAGCUUGUACCAUGAAAUCGUCCUCUAUGUUCAUUAGAUUUUCAAUAAAUGUUCAACGGGAUGCACAAUUGCGUUUGUGGUUGG